AGCACUUGGCCAUUUAUGAAUUUAAUAAAAUCCAAAGGCUGUAAUUAAACCUGCAGGAUUCUGUUGCUGGUAUUUGCCAAGCUGUGACCUCUUUUAACCUCAGCAGCUAUAAAUUCAAGGUGAUUCUAAACUGGUGAAGAGUGGAGCUGUACAGGUAACCAGAAGCAUCUGUCUUCCCUGGCUGUAUCCCUAAUCCCAAAACUGGCACAAAGUGUGUCUGGGACACGGAGCUCUGCUGCUCUGUGAUGCCUGGGUGUGCUCAGAUAUUAGAAGCACCAAAGUGUCUUUUUUGGGGUUAAAUGGGAUUCUUGAGCUUUUACUGGUCUUGUGAUUUCUUCUUUGCAUUGCUUUUUUUUUUCUUCUAUUUUUUUUUGAUAGUGUGGGCUGAUAAAUUACUUAACUUUGCCCUCAUUGAGCCUUAUUUCUUCAGAUAUUUUACUUAGAGUGUCUGGUGUUAGCACAUCAAAAAACUAUUUAGAGAGAUGAAUGAGUGUCUCAGUCACCUUGUGCUUGAUCACUAUUGAAUUUUCCUUUCCGUAGGGAGAAAUUUCUGUUGGAAGUAGAAAACACCUCUUUCUAUUGCUUCAUUUACUUCAUAGAAGCACUAACUGACUUCCUGCAAGAAAAUGAAACUAAACACAGAGCUGGUAACUUGUAAAGGGAACUACCAUUUCUUUGUGUUGUCAAAUCCUGAAAUUUUUUACUAAUUGAUGGUAAAAGUGUUUUAUAGAUGGAGCAAUUGGUUAAGAAUAAAAGCAUUAUUUUUUUCUCUAAAAACCCGUGUAAUCCUUAAUUUAGCAUCUCAGGCCUUUUCAGGACCUCAGCUUCAAGUCUUUUUUUGUAAGAAAAUAAAUGAUAAUUAAAAGGAUGUGUCCAUGCUAACUUGCAUGAGCCAUUGAUGUGGAUUAUAUGGAUUGCUGCAGAUAUUUUGACUUCUAAGUCUAUUUUCUUGGGAAAAUGUUGACCCAGAUGAGGAGAACUGGGAUUAAAUAGUUAAUAUUUGUCUACCUUUUGUGUGCAUCUAUUCCUAAUUCACUGGUGUAACAGGUGUUUUCAGUCUGCUUAGUCAUGGACUUCAGGGGGAAAUAUAACAAAUAUUUCAUUCAAGUUUCAGCCAAAUUCUUUGUACCUUGAAGCACUUGUAAGGGAGGCAGAACAUCAGAAAUGAAAUUAAUAUGACAAGGUAGAAUACAGAUGAAAUUUAGAUUUAACUGGUUCUCCUGGGAAUUUUGCAAGAGAAGAAAAAAAGGAUUUGUCUAUUUAGAGUCACUGUGUAUAACCCUGUAUUUCGUUCUGAGAGCAAGAUCUCUGAAGCUUCAGGAGCACUGGAAAUCCAGACAGUUUGGCUUUUGGGAAUUUCAGCAAGGCUGUACAGAAAACAGAGCUUGAGAUAGAGCUCAUUGGCAAUUCAGUCUUAAUAAUAAUGUGACUGGUUGAAGAGACCAUUAGAUUUGGACAUGUCUCAUCUUUUAGAGAACAACCUGGUUUUAAAAUGAGUAUAAAAACUGUUAGCAACCUGCAAGAAAGGAAAUAAAAAUCCACUUUGCUUGUCUUCCCCACCAGCAGGGAGCUGUGAGCCGUGCUCAUGUCAGAGAGAGCUGGGCCAUUCUUCCAUUCGUGGAAGGUCAGGGAACAAAACCAAGAGCCAGUUUGGUCCAACAGAUAAAUUCUAGUGAUGGAAGUUCUGGUUUCAGUCUUAGUACUUCAGGGCCUUUAGGGGUAAAAAAAGGAAAAAUUAAUUUUAAUUUUUUUUCUUAUGCCUACAUGGUUUUUGUUUUAAUUUCAGCCUCUUCCAGGAAAGGGUUUUCUCUGCUGUGUUUAUGAACAAACAGCAGAAGGGCAAGGAAACAGACUGAGAAAAGGGAGGAAACACUUUGUCCAUACAAACUGUAAUAAUAAUAGGUGCGAAAAGAAGUUUAAUGUUAUUUUUACAUAUUUAAACAGUUGGGUUUUGAAAGCGUCGGGGGGCAUUUGGUAGCAGUGCUGCUGGGUACUGCAGUCAGUGCUAGUUCAGUGCUGUGAGUGUGGCUGCUGUUUGUUUGACACAGGACCUCUAACAUUGUGUCCAGGUUGUGUAAAAAUGGAUAAUAUUGUACCAGCAGCUCGAGUCUCUUAAACCAAAGCCCAGGAGGGCAGGCAGGAGCUCGGCAGGUUUUCCCUGGCUCACAGCUGUACCCCAGCUCUCCUCCAAGGCAGCCUUUGAUUAUUUUGGUCAGCAGCUCACAGCCAAAGCGUGCCCUUACUUUAGUUUUGUUUUCAAAGUGCAGUAACAGGGCAGUUCAGGUUGGUCAUGUACCUGCAAUGCUCUUAAAUUCACAUCUCCAAACCUUGCUGGAGGGCGGAUUGGUUCUGUCUGGGCUGUGUGAUUUUUAGUGCCAUGUGCCUGGCUGUGCUCACAGUUCCCUGCACCUUUCAAGUGCUUUUUGCAAACUUGAUUUGUGUUUCAGGUUGUGGGAAUAUUGGUGUGUCCCUGGCUGGGGGGUUACAGUGCUGUCCUUGUUUGCUCGCUGGGCGUUCCUUGGGGACAGCUGGGGGACACAGAGGAUCACAUUUCAAUGGGAUGGCAGGACAGCAAGUGUUUCCUGAGGCCCCAGCAAUGAGCAGACUUGAGUAGCAUUCACCAUGGAGGCACAGUCGGUGGCCAUCGGCGUGGAGGGGAUGACCUGCAGCUCCUGUGCCCAGAGCAUUGAGCAGCACCUUGGCAAGAUGAAUGGGAUCCACAACAUUAAAGUCUCUCUGGAGGACAAGAACGCCGUCGUCAUCUACGACUCCAAGCUGCAAACCCCAGUGACUCUGCAGGAAGCCAUCUGUGACAUGGGAUUUGAUGCUAGCCUGGCUGAUUCCAGCCCACAACCUGUUCUACCUGACACAGUUUUCCUCACCCUGCCUGCCCAGUCAGCCCUAACGCCCAGGCAGAUCUGUGCCACGCUGCUGAGCCACAAAGGGAUCGUGGAUGUGAAAGUGUCCUCUGAUCAAAGAACUGCCGUGGUGGCUUUCAUCCCUUCCAUCACCAACGGCAGGAACAUUACCCAGAUGGUCCCGGGAGCAGAUCUGAGCAUCUCUGUGCCAGAGGUAACACCUGGAACGUGGGAAGAUUCCAGCUGGUCCCAGGCGAGCAGCGCUGUGCUGCGCCUGAAAGUCGAUGGCAUGACCUGUCACUCCUGCACCAGCACCAUCGAGGGCAAGCUUGGCAAACUGCAGGGAGUCCAGAGGAUUAGAGUGUCUCUGGACAAUAAGGAAGCUGUUGUUGUCUACCAGCCUCCUCUAAUCACAGCAGAAGAAAUAAAGCAGCAAAUUGAAGCGGCGGGUUUCACAGCAGCCUUCAAAAAGCAGCCUAGACCCCUGAAGCUCAGUGGGAUUGACCUGGAGAGGCUGAGGAAUGCUCAGCCCAAGAGCUCUGAGGCAUCACACAGAGAAAACUCCAGUGGAACUGGCACACAAACAGUUGUGUUCAGAGUCGAGGGGAUGCACUGCAAUUCCUGUGUCCUCAACAUCCAGAGCACCGUGUCGGCGCUGCCGGCGGUGACGAGCGUCGUGGUUUCUUUAGAGAACAAAUCUGCUGUUAUAAACUACAACCCAAGCUUAAUUAGCACAGAGAAGCUGAGGAAAGCUGUGGAGAACGUGUCUCCAGAGAGGUUCAGAGUCAGCCUUCCUGAGGAGCAUGAGAACCUGGCACUGUUCCCCACGCUGGCAUCUCCUCUGAAGUCUCACCCUGCUCCCCAGGAUCCCAGCCAGCCCCUCACUCAAGCUGUUGUGAUCAAUAUCGAGGGCAUGACUUGCAGCUCCUGUGUGCAGUCCAUCGAGGGAGUGCUGUCCCAGAAGACAGGUGUGAAAUCUGUUCACGUCUCUCUCCCAAAUGGAACUGGAACUAUAGAAUAUGACCCACUGCAAACAAGCCCAGAAGACUUGAGGUCCUCAAUAGAGGAUAUGGGAUUUGACGCAUCCUUUCCAGCAAAGGCAGAGCUCCCUGUGGCCAAAGCUCAGCCCUGCCCUGAAGCACAGCUGGACUCUCACAAGCCUGAGCCACCCUCCAAAGCGCCACCAGCCCACCCUGGCAGGCAGGAGAGCAAGACCAUCUCCAAGUGCUACGUGCAGGUCACAGGCAUGACGUGUGCCUCGUGCGUGGCCAACAUCGAGAGGAAUCUCAGAAGGGAGGAUGGAAUCCACUCGAUCCUUGUUGCCCUGAUGGCAGGGAAGGCAGAGGUGAGGUACAACCCUGCUGUCAUUCACCCUGCAGCCAUUGCAGAGCUCAUUCGGGAGCUGGGCUUCGGAGCCACCGUGCUGGAAAACUGUGGGGAAGGAGAUGGCAUUCUGGAGCUUGUUGUGAGAGGGAUGACCUGUGCCUCCUGUGUGCACAAGAUAGAAUCCACCCUCAUGAAGACCAAUGGUGUCUUGUACUGCUCCGUGGCUCUUGCCACCAACAAAGCCCACAUCAAAUAUGACCCUGAGGCCAUUGGUCCUCGAGAUGUCAUACAAGUGAUAAAGGAUUUAGGUUUUACUACUUCCUUAGUCAAAAAGGAUAGAUCUGCCAGUCAUCUGGAUCACAAACAGGAAAUCAGGCAGUGGAAAAGGUCUUUUGUGGUGAGCCUGGUGUUCUGCAUCCCUGUGAUGGGGCUGAUGAUUUACAUGAUGGUGAUGGACAGCCAGCUCUCGCAUGCCCACACACAUCACAACAUGAGCAGUGAGGAGAUGGAGGCCCUCCACUCCUCCAUGGUCCUGGAGUACCAGCUCCUGCCAGGAUUGUCUGUCAUGAAUUUCCUGUCAUUUUUACUCUGUGUCCCUGUACAGGUGUUCGGGGGGUGGCACUUCUACAUCCAGGCCUCCCGGGCGCUGAGGCACAACACGGCCAACAUGGACGUGCUCGUGGUGCUGGCAACAUCCAUUGCCUUCCUCUACUCCUUCAUCAUCCUCCUGGUGGCAAUGGCUGAGAGGGCCAAAGUGAACCCUGUGACCUUCUUCGACACGCCCCCGAUGCUGUUCGUGUUCAUCUCGCUGGGCCGCUGGCUGGAGCACGUGGCAAAGGGUAAAACCUCAGAAGCACUGGCAAGACUAAUUUCAUUACAAGCUACUGAAGCUACUAUUGUUACCUUGGGCCCUGAUAACGUUCUUUUAAGCGAGGAGCAAGUGGAUGUGGAACUGGUUCAGCGAGGGGACAUUGUCAAAGUGGUCCCAGGAGGCAAAUUCCCAGUGGAUGGCCGUGUCAUUGAAGGACACUCCAUGGUGGACGAGUCUCUCAUCACAGGUGAGGCCAUGCCCGUGACCAAGAAGCCUGGCAAUACAGUUAUUGCAGGCUCCAUCAAUCAGAACGGGUCCCUUCUCAUCUCGGCCACCCACGUGGGAGCUGACACCACUCUGUCCCAGAUUGUUAAACUCGUGGAGGAGGCCCAGACCUCUAAGGCUCCCAUCCAGCAAUUUGCAGACAAACUUAGUGGCUACUUUGUUCCUUUUAUUGUGGCUGUCUCUGUGGUUACCCUUUUUGCCUGGAUUAUAAUUGGGUUUGUGGAUUUUGAAAUAGUGGAAAAAUACUUUCUGGGCUACAACAAGAGCAUUUCAGCAGCAGAGGUGAUCAUCCGCUUCGCCUUCCAGGCCUCCAUCACGGUGCUGUGCAUCGCCUGUCCCUGCUCCCUGGGCCUGGCCACCCCCACCGCCGUCAUGGUGGGCACCGGCGUGGGGGCCCAGAACGGCAUCCUCAUCAAGGGCGGGGAGCCCCUGGAGAUGGCACACAAGGUGAAGGUGGUUGUGUUUGACAAAACAGGGACCAUCACCCACGGCACUCCAGAGGUGAUGCAGGUGAAGUUCCUGGUGGAGGGGAACCUCCUCCCUCGUCACAAAAUGCUGGCCAUCGUGGGGACAGCAGAGAGCAGCAGCGAGCACCCCCUGGGAGCAGCAAUCACCAAGUACUGCAAGAAGGAGCUGAACUCAGAAACCCUUGGGACAUGUACAGAUUUUCAGGUAGUUCCUGGCUGUGGCAUUAGUUGCAAAGUCACCAAUAUUGAAGCAUUACUCUACAGGAAAAACAGAAUGGUUGAAGAAAACAAUGUGAAAAAUGUGACACUGGUGAAAAUUGAGGAGAAUGCAGACGAAUCAGCGCAGCCUGCUUUGAUCAUUGAUACUGAACUGCCAACUACUGUGACCUCUCAGAAAUACUCAGUUCUCAUUGGGAACAGGGAAUGGAUGACCAGGAAUGGCCUCACGGUGAGAAAUGAGGUGGACAAAGCCAUGAUGGAACACGAGCGGAGAGGCCGCACGGCUGUCCUGGCAGCUGUGGAUGGAGUGCUCUGUGGCUUGAUAGCUAUUGCAGAUACUGUGAAGCCAGAGGCUGAGCUGGCAGUGUACACUUUGAAGAGCAUGGGGUUAGAAGUUGUCCUCAUGACCGGUGACAACAGCAAAACAGCCCGGUCCAUCGCCUCGCAGGUUGGCAUCACCAAAGUGUUUGCAGAGGUCCUCCCCUCACACAAAGUGGCCAAAGUGAAGCAGCUGCAGGACGAAGGGAAGCGGGUGGCCAUGGUUGGAGAUGGGAUCAAUGAUUCCCCAGCCCUGGCCAUGGCCAGCGUGGGGAUUGCCAUUGGCACGGGCACGGAUGUGGCCAUCGAGGCGGCUGAUGUGGUUCUCAUCAGGGAUGACCUGAUGGAUGUGGUAGCAAGCAUAGAUUUGUCCAGGAAAACUGUGAAGAGGAUCCGGAUCAACUUUGUCUUUGCUCUAAUUUAUAAUCUCAUUGGAGUUCCCAUAGCUGCAGGUGUCUUCCUGCCCAUUGGUUUGGUUCUGCAGCCCUGGAUGGGAUCUGCAGCCAUGGCUGCCUCCUCAGUCUCUGUUGUGCUUUCUUCUUUGCUCUUAAAGAUGUACCAGAAACCGAGUUCUGAGAAGCUGGAGUUCCGAGCCCGUGGCCAGCUGAGGCACAAGAGCCCGUCAGAGAUCAGUGUCCACGUGGGGAUCGAUGAGAGCGGGGCUGGCUCCCCCAAGCUGAGCCUGAUGGAUCGACUCAUCACCUACAGCAGGGCCUCCAUCAACUCCCUGCUCUCAGACAAGCGCUCCGUGAACAGCAUCGUCCUCGGCGAGCCAGACAAACACUCCCUGCUGGUGGGGGACUUUGGGGAAGAUGAUGACACAGCCUUAUGAAAGACUCGCUCCUCCCACCCCACUGAGGCAAAACAAAAAUACCCUGAAGCAAAAAACACAACCAAAACAGCUCUCGUGAGGUCUGUGCAUGUCUGAUCCUUGUGGAGGUCUUCUGGAUGCAUUUCUUCUUCAGUGUAGAGGUAGUUUUUGCAAUGACUUUCCAGGAUCUUUUGUGGUUUUCAAUCUAGACUUACCAAAAAUAUCUGGUGUGGGGCUGUUGAUGCUCACAGACAGGGCUGUGUUCCCAUUCCAUGGAGCUUGCAGUAUAGCAUUUAUUCUGGAAAAUUGUCAAAAUACAGUCAAGGAAACUAAGGAAGCAGAAACUGAUUUCCCAGCCUUAUGCCAGACUAUUUUAUGCAUAGUGGAGUUCAGUGCUGUGUUAAAUUGUGAAUUUGCAUCUGCAAAAUCCUGAAGGUUCUGUUUGCAGAGAGAUGUGCCUUACUUCAGAACCCUCUCACUCCCACAGCCUGCCUUCUGCCAGAAAUGGGUCCUCUCAAAUGUCUCUUCUUGCUGUCAACAUCUGGUUCCAGCUUUUCACACUCCAGGCUUCAAAUCAUCUCCAUGGGAUCCAGAUUCCUGCGUGGCAGCAAACAGGGAGGUUUGGGGCCAUACCCACACUGAGCUCUGCACACCCUGCCCUGAGACUGUCUGCCUUCAUGAAGGUUUGGGAGUUGGGAGCUUUGCUCGUUCCCAACCUCUCCUAAGCCAAAAACUCCUGCAACACCUGAAUGCAAUAUCAGUGUGAGCUGGUUUUAGCCAAAGUGUUCAGCUUUAGGAAGGAGCAGUGCUCACCACCAGGAUCUACUGGCACUACUCCAGUGAACCAGGGGAGUUUGUCACAGACUGCCUUUAAAGUCUUUACAGUUCAGGCUUUGCUUGUGAAGUGUCUGUAUUCUAGGAAUGGCCCAGCAUCACUGCUUUGGUUGAUCCAAACCCCCUCUGCCUGUUCUGUGCAGAUCCAGGUAUCAGGAAUUCAGACAGUUGUCAUUUGUUGCUGAACUGCAAUAUCAAAAUGCAGCUCUUGAUCAUGAAAUCAUUGAUAUCAAAAAUAUCCUCAGUGAGAAAGAGAUGCUCAUCAGCAGUAGCUGGUUACCUGUUUGUUACUCACUGAACCUUGCUGUCCCCAUCCCCUGCUGAGGCAGUCAUUGGCAGCAAUGGCUGGGUUCAGUAAUGUUGAAUUUCAUCAUGAAGUGCAGUCCAUCAUGUCAAUGUGUACCAGUUGUGCUUGUAGGGGAGAAAUACUCAGUUUGGUGAAGACAAAGAAAUUCUCUUCAAUGUUCUGCUUUUUAAUGAAAGUCUGAUGUCAGGGCAUAGAUUGUGUAUGUAAAAAGUCCUGAGUAAACAGCUCUUGCUUUUUAUCUGAGAACCACCAGAAAAAUCUCGUUGUGUGAGAGCAGAAGAGCUGUGCUGGGGGAUGUGUUGUUAGGAAAUCAGGGUACCUGUGUUGCAGUGAGAGGAGCAGUAUCAUGUGCUGCUGGUUCAAGAAACAAAAUAUUUCUGUAGCAGGAUUUGGGUUCUUAAUAUCUCUUUGUGAGUAUAGAGUAUUUUUAUAAAUUAGAUUACACCUGUAUGUAAUAUGUGGUGUUGUUACAUGCUGAGAUCUAUCACUGCACAGCCAUCCCAUGAGGUUUUGUUCUCAGUUUGCAGCAGCAGAGCUGUUCUUACAAAGCAGAUUGUUACCCAAAGCUGUUUUUGAGGAUGGGUUUUAGUGCUUCACAAUCAUGCGAAGAUUUCAGUUGUCUUGUUUAUCCACCCUCCUUCUCGGUGUUCCUGGCACGGUUGUGCAGGUGCAAGGGAGGUAUUUACAGAUUUCUGUCUGUGCUGUGGGUGGUCUCAGCCACUCCUUCAGAUUGGAGUUUCAGUGCUGGCUGGGGAGUGGAUGGCUUGGAAAUGCCACAUCACCCUCCCACUGCAGGAAACGGGGAGGUAAUUCAGGGUUGAAUUCCUGGUUAGUAAAUAAAGCAGCAUUAAGAACUUGUUAAACAAUUUUCAGAUAUAUUUUUAGAGUACUUUGUCUCAACCUUUCGUUGUCCAAAUGCUGUGUAGGUUGAAUGUUUACAGCUUUACCUCCAACUUUUUCCCAACACAGGUGUUUUUUCUAGGCUUUAUCAUUUUCUGUGAAACUCAGUGUUUGAUCCAGGCUCAGCAAAAUAAGGCUCUUUUUCCAAAGCAGGACACUUAAAGAGGUGCAGGAUGAUUAUCAGGGAAUAAGGAACAGCAGCUGCUGGCUGGGAGGGAUGUGAGAGCAGCUUGUAGGGACAGCCAGAGGAUCAGGCUCUGGGGAGAGCAAAUAACUGAGCCCGGGGGGGUGGGGGCAAGGUGGUUGUGAUAAACUCAGAUUUUUUGAAAGCAGAUUCUCUGUCCAGCACUUCCCAAGGAUGAGGUAAUGACUUCUAGGAUGUUUAUUUUGAGAUUAAAACAUUACAAAAGGUGCUUUACGUUGAAGAACCAAAAUCCCUUUCUGUUUGAAUGUACAGUGCAAGUGGAAUCAUGUGUGGGAGCUCAGUGUUUUCCCAAAUGUGUUUUAAUAUGUAAAUAAGUUGCUUCUGUUGGGGACAGUUUGGAUUCAGAAAUUUAAACUAUCACUUGGAAACACUCAGUUACAAACAAUAUUGUAUUACUCCUUUGUCUAUUUUAUUGUUUUCUUUGUCUAGCUAUUUAUAAACCUGUGCUCUAUUUAAUAAAAAAGUACAUAUGCUCCAAGCUUUAAAAGUUACUCUUUAAAUCUUACCAAACUUACUUUUAAAAGACUUUAAAACACUUGAAAUUUUAUACAAAAAAAAAAAAAAAAGAAAAGAAUGUGAAGUUGCCAGAACACAAUGGAAGCAAGAACACACUUUUAUUUAUUAAAAACUGUGCUUAUUGUUUUGCUUAGAACUUCCAACAAAAUGUUUUAAACUGGAAAACUUUUGUUAUUCAGUUUUAGGGAUGAAGAAUGGAGAAGUGAAUGCUGGUUGGAAUGUUAAUGUAGGGCUGUUACAGUUCUUUGCAUCUCAGAACAUGUUGUCUCACGUUUCCUAUUCUUUUAAGACUGUGCCUCCAUCAUUCUAAUGGCAAUUAUAAGCUCUGUAAUAAAAAUGUAGCAUCCAAA
This is a messenger RNA of Motacilla alba alba, 10207 nucleotides long. It is a transcript of the gene ATP7A, whose product is annotated as ATPase copper transporting alpha. The record is from RefSeq and is a predicted model, not a curated record. Gene Ontology annotation, cellular component: membrane. NCBI's taxonomy places the organism in Eukaryota, Metazoa, Chordata, Aves, Passeriformes, Motacillidae. Gene Ontology annotation, biological process: monoatomic cation transport. The transcript has 23 exons. The coding region runs from base 2623 to 7116 and encodes 1497 amino acids. Gene Ontology annotation, molecular function: ATPase-coupled monoatomic cation transmembrane transporter activity; copper ion binding; ATP binding.